AUUCAUCCGACACCCGUUAGCUUGACGCAGCUGUGGGGUCAACAGCGAGCGGAGCUACCGUUAACCUGCUCGUAAAGUAGCACAAAAUGACGGCCGUGGAUUAAAUGUGCUCUUUUGUCGCCGCUCAAACACGGAGAUACUCUGGUGGACGAGUCGCCGUCGGGUGGGUUUUCUCCCCGGAAGCUUCUAGCGGGCUAAACUGACACACAUCGGGCCUCGUCGUCGUGGCCCAGCAGGACUCGAGUGAAGUUGGGAGCGGACUGCCAAACUUCUGCUUCCUCCAUCGGCUCUCCGCGGGGCCCGGGGCUCCUGUCACCGGCCCUGUGGAUGAGGAAGUGACCACGAACCCAAUCAGCCCCCAGGAGAAAGGAAUCCCUUUGAUGGGAGAAUCCUCUUUCCUGGCCUCCUGGGUCAAUCGCCGUGCCAUGAUGAUGGAUGAGCAGGAGGCGCUGAACUCGAUCAUGCAGGACUUGGCCGAACUGCACCGCUCCAGCCGUCCUGCCAUGUUCCUGUCGGACCUGGGCAAACCCAAAGCCUCCUCGCCCAAGAAUCAGAACGAUGUGAGAGUGAAGUUCGAGUUCAAAGGGGAGAAGAGGAUCUUGCAGUUCCCCCGACCUGUCAAGCUGGAAGACCUGAAGGCGAAAGCUAAGGUGGCUUUCGGCCAGGCGAUGGACCUUCACUACACUAACAACGAGUUGGUGAUUCCAUUGACCACUCAGGACGACCUGGACAAGGCCGUAGAGCUGCUGGAUCGCAGUGUUCACAUGAAGAGCCUGAAGAUCCUCCUGGUGCUCCAGAUGUCCUCUCAGAACUCUUCCUCCAACAUGGACCUCUUGCCGUCCCACGAGGAGCUGGACAACACGGGGUUCAGGGUGGCAGACAAGAAGAGCAUGCUGGCUUUGAUAGGUUCCCAUUCGACGGACCGCAGCUCUCCUCCUCCAGGAUAUAUUCCCGAUGCUCUCCAGCAGGUGGCGAGGAACGGCUCCUUCACCAGCAUCAACAGCGAGGGGGAGUUCAUCCCGGAGAGCAUGGACCAGAUGCUGGAUCCGUUGUCUAUGAGCAGUCCGGAGAACUCGGCAUCUGGAAGUUGUCCCUCUUUAGACAGCCCUCUGGACAGCGACUACCCCAAGUCCAGGAUGCCCAGAGCUCAGAGUUACCCAGACAACCACCAGGACUUUACAGAAUAUGACAUCCCAGUGUUCGAGAAGUCGGGGAAAGGGGGGACGUAUCCUCGCCGCUACGGCAUUCCCUUUGGCCUUCAAGAUUAUAGUGAUGGACGGAAGACUUUCCCUCGCGCUCGGCGAACGCAGGUUCACGGCUUCCGCUCGCCGGUCAGCUUCAGCCCGACCGAGCAGUCGCCCAGCACCAGCAGCGGCAGCAGCGUCUUCACCCCCGACCUGGAGGAGGCCCCGGGGCCCGCCAGGAGGCCGCGGAGGGGCAGCGACAUCGAGCCAAACCCCAACCCAACCACCGCUCCCACCCUGUCAGUCAUGGACAUCAGCCCACCCAGCCGCUCUCCUCGCGCUCCGACCAACUGGCGGCUGGGGAAGCUUCUGGGUCAGGGGGCGUUCGGUCGUGUUUUCCUGUGUUACGACGCUGACACCGGACGGGAACUGGCAGUGAAACAGGUCCAGUUCGACCCCGAGAGUCCCGAGACCAGCAAGGAGGUGAGCGCGUUAGAGUGUGAAAUCCAGCUGCUGAAGAACUUGUGCCACGAGCGGAUCGUCCAGUACUACGGCUGUCUGCGAGACUCCAUGGAGCGAACGCUGUCCAUCUUUAUGGAGUACAUGCCCGGGGGCUCCAUUAAGGACCAACUGAAGUCGUACGGAGCGCUGACGGAAAACGUGACGCGGCGCUACACCCGGCAGAUCCUGGAGGGGGUUUCCUACCUGCACAGCAACAUGAUCGUCCACAGGGACAUCAAAGGGGCCAACAUCCUCCGUGACUCCGUGGGAAACGUGAAGCUCGGAGACUUCGGGGCGAGUCGGCGGCUGCAGACCAUCUGUCUGUCGGGAACAGGCAUCAAGUCGGUGACCGGGACUCCUUAUUGGAUGAGCCCGGAGGUGAUCAGUGGAGAAGGUUAUGGCAGGAAGGCCGACAUCUGGAGCGUCGGCUGCACCGUCGUGGAGAUGCUGACACAACGACCCCCGUGGGCGGAGUUUGAGGCCAUGGCGGCCAUUUUUAAAAUUGCCACCCAGCCAACGAACCCGGUUCUGCCCGCCCACGUGUCGGACCACUGCCGAGACUUUCUCAAGCGGAUCUUUGUGGAGACGAAGCAGCGGCCGUCUGCAGAUGAGCUACUGAGGCAUAUCUUUGUACAUUAAGUUCAACCGCCUGCCGAACUGCCAAACACGGCCUUACCUGAUGUGGCGGUCCUGCCUCUGGCCCCGCCCCCUCCACCCCUACGCUGAGGCGUUCAGGCUGUUGGACGCUCCUCCUGUCUCUGUUUGUAUGAGACGGCCGUAGAGGACACGAAUUUUUAUUUUAUUUUUCUCCGCAAGUUGCACCUUAAUUUCUCGGACACGGAGGUUGUCGAGCACUUCCUCUCGGAAAGAGACUCUUUGGAAACGUCUCCUUUUUUUAUGUUUGUACGGUUUCUCUCUCGGAGUGUGUCGGUGUUGUGGACCUACAGGAAGUGAUGCCUGACUCUGGAGUGGCCCCGCCCCCCCAUCUCGCUGACCCGACCCAGAAUGUAGUCUCCUGCCAAAACCCAGAGCGACGGCGAUGACCUGGGCCCGCUGCUAUAGAUGAAACGAAACCCCAGAUGCAGAGAACACUCCCCGAAAAGUUUCCACUCGCCUGCCCUCACCCCUCGUCUUUAUCCGCUCGGUUCUUCUGAUCAAGCUCUGCUGUCGUGUCCACCCUCCCUCCUCUUCAGCCCCCCAUCUCCGUUCUUUGCUGUGUGCCUUUUCUGUUUUGAAACGCAAGUGUAGGAAUGAGUCUUGAGUUGUUUCGCCUCCCGGACAAACUGCCUUCGCACCGUUUAGCCCAAAAGCAGCUGAUCUCAGUUCAGCCGUAACGUCCGUUUUCUGCCUUUUUUCUGCAACAGGGACUCGAGACCUUGAGCCGCUCAUCCAGUUUGUUUGCCUGCUGUAGCAAAUGUCCCUCAGACCUGCCAGCGUCAGAACGAAGGAGGAUGAUCGGUUGUUCUUCUCAAAGUGUUCACUCGGUUCAACUGUCAUCUUGGCGGACUGAGUCAUAAAGUAGGUGAAUGUCACUCAGAUUCCGGCAGAACGUUUCAUUUCAACCACAUCCUGAAACACAAGUUUAACAUUUGGUCAUGAGAUUGAGGACUUGAUAACAGCAUAGCAGUAAAAGUUGCAUAUUUGCUCAUGUGAACAUUUACUGUUGAGGGUGAAAACAUGAAACAUACGAUCAGACUAAACGAUUACAGGGGGUCCUAGACUUAUGUCGAAAUUCCGUUCCUACGGCGCGAUGGAGCUCGAUUUUUACCAUAAGUCGGAACUCGCAGACCAUGACAUGUGGCAUGCAACCUGUGGAUGUAAGCAAAGCCGUCUUCCUUGUAUAGCGGUGUAUUCGUCCGCUCGCCAACUAGUUUCACACGACAAUUGUUUUAACGUCGUAAACACCGUACAACGGAAUGAUGGAACAAGAGACGGUGAUGAAACCAUGAAACGCCGUAGGUCGAGGACGUCAUAAACUGAGGACCUCCUGUAAUCUGAACAGCUGAUAGAUCGACAGCGAAAAUGUCUCCUCAAGAAGACCAAGUACUUGAAUUUUUCCGUCUCUGGACGCGACGAACCACUUCGACUUGUUCUCUGUUGUCCACUUAAUUUCAAACCAAACACGAAGAGCUGCUCGUCAUUUAGCCGGCCGCUAACGUUAGCACGUCUCCGCUUCGUGUUCUCCAUCGCGGUGCCGUGUUGUGUUUUCGGCCUGCCCACAUCCGAACGUGUUUACAGCCUCGCAGAACUCCGUUCCCGUCAACAGUCAGCACCGCGGUCGCUCUUCUUGCCAAAUCAUCCAUUUUUAACUUGUCACUUUAGCCAAACCACAGCAUCAACUCUAUGCACACACUGGACGGCAGGAUUCAGUCUUUUAAGUCUCACGUUCUCCACUUCUUCUGGUUCUUAGAGGAAUAAUUUUGAGCAGCUUUGUCGGCAAACAGCAGUCGGCCAAACUGUCCCACACUGAAGAUGUCAUCACUUAUCACACAAGCUUGAAAUACAAAAUCAUAGAAGUGUCGCUGCACAGUAAUUAAAAGUUAGAUUACAGAAGAGACCAUAUCUAUGUUGAGCAUCUUUGCAGAGCAGGUGAUGGGAAUAUUUCUGCUUUUUAAAGGUGCAAUCUGCAAAACAUUGCUCUUCUCCAGAAUCUUUCAUGGUAAAAGAACUGAAGCUGAAAUAAAUCGCUGCUAGCUUGAGCAACGCCACUUCUUCCAUUUCUAGCCAGGAUGAAAUUAAACACGUUAGGAUUGUAAUGGUACGCGAGAUUACUUUUUUGGCACUCACUGCUCGUGCUGAGACGCAUAAAUUAGCCUUAAAAUGAGCCGACUUAGGUACGACCCGUUGUUGUUGCAGUUCCCCUUGGUGGCCACUAGGUGCUGCUAAAGAGUCGACUGAUUGCACCUUUAAAGGCAGGUGGAAACUGAUUCCUUCACGUCUCUGAAGGCACUUCUUUUAAGUCUCACGUUCACCACUUGUUCUGGUUUUAGAGGAAUAAUUUUAUGGAGCUUUGUCAGCAAAACAAUCCACGGUUAUGGAAAGUCAGAUUAAAAAACAGACCAUAUCUCCGUUGAGCAUCUUUACAGACCAGGUGAUGGGAAUAUUUCUGCUUUUUAAAGGUGUAAUCUGCAAAAUUGUCCUGUUUUUUUUUUUUUUUUUGUUAGUUUUACUCUUCUCCAAAAUCUUUAAUAGUAGAAGAACGCGACGCAAUCUGAAGUUAAAAUAAAUUGCUGCUGGCUUGAGUGACGCCACUUCUUCCAUUUCUUGCUGGGAUGAAAUUAAACAGAUAUUUUAACGGUACGUAAAAUUGAGCCAAAUUUGGUACGACCCGUUGUUGUUGCAGUUCCCACCGGUGGCCACUAGGUGCUGCAAAAGAGUCGACUGAUUGCACCUUUAAAGGCAGGUGGAAACGGAUUCGUUCACGUCUCUGAAGGCACUUAAACUCUUAUUCUGUGGUAAAAACAAACAAAAAAAACGCCGGUACGUCCACACAGGUGGUGGAAUCCUCACAUUAUGCAUUUUCACACAAGAAGAAGAAGAAGAAGCGAUAAUUUGGCUGUCGUCAUGAAAGCGUUUGAUGACCGUAUUGAGUUUGAGGCGGCGUCCGGACAGCUCUCCAUCCGGACGGCGCCAGCACUGGUGACCCUCGAUACCAUUAUGCACUAUUCACUGAUGCUUCUUCACGGCUCCUCGUCGCUCGUGCAGCUCGGUUCAGCGACCUUUUCUUUGCACAUUUUAAAGACUGUUUUUUUGUUUGUUUUUUUAAAUUUCUGCUUCGUGUGUGAAAGCAGUUGUGUGUGUGUGUGUGUGUGUGUGUGUGUGUGUGUCGACGGUUCGGUUCAGCCUUUACAUGAAUGUCAUUUUUGCCGUCAGGUGGCCUCGUUCACCACAGUGGAUUAACUCUCCGGUUACCAGUAUUUGCCACCUGCAAACGCCAAGAUACACCCGUAGUUCUCUCUUUAGCGUCUAAAGCCACUGCUGCCACUCCCGUGUGUGUGCGAUUGUGAUAUUUGUAUGCGACUGUGUGAGUUUAUAAAUGUGCAUUUUACUGCAGAUUGUGCUCACUGCACCCGAAAUGCCUCGAGCGUUCCGACUGUAGGGGAUGAGAACAUUAAAAAUAACGAUUAAAUGAAUUUAACAAAAAAUAAAAUGAAUUUAAAAAAAAUCAUGUACAGAUGUAUAAAAUGAAAUUGUACCCUUUUUUUAAAAAAGAAAAGUACACUUAUAUCCCACAUGUUUGUUCUGUGUAUUGUAAAAGAAGCCAUGUUUAUAAUUCUAAUUGGUUUGUGACCAAUACGCCUGUUUAUAUCAGAUCUGUAUAUCAGUGGUACGCAUAAUUUUUUAAUAUAUAUUUUUUAUUUUACUUUUUUUUAAAUGGGAGAUUUUAUGCAUGGUUGGGUCCUGAGAGACGCAGCGGUGCCGUCGAAUGGUUGCUGUUUUUUGGCAAAAUUCUGGAGUAUUGCGACAGCUCGGUGUUCAUAAUUACGACAAUUAUGACUAUGAUGAAAACAAUAAAAGAUAUUUAUUUCA
This is a messenger RNA of Amphiprion ocellaris (clown anemonefish), 6215 nucleotides long. RefSeq names its product mitogen-activated protein kinase kinase kinase 2 (gene map3k2). NCBI's taxonomy places the organism in Eukaryota, Metazoa, Chordata, Actinopteri, Pomacentridae. Gene Ontology annotation, molecular function: protein binding; protein kinase activity; ATP binding. The record is from RefSeq and is a predicted model, not a curated record. The transcript is spliced from 17 exons. Bases 381 to 2324 code for a protein of 647 amino acids. Gene Ontology annotation, biological process: protein phosphorylation.